This is a messenger RNA of Pyricularia grisea, 1189 nucleotides long. RefSeq lists its product as uncharacterized. The record is from RefSeq and is a predicted model, not a curated record. Gene Ontology annotation, molecular function: uroporphyrinogen-III synthase activity. NCBI's taxonomy places the organism in Eukaryota, Fungi, Ascomycota, Sordariomycetes, Magnaporthales, Pyriculariaceae. The transcript has 2 exons. Gene Ontology annotation, biological process: uroporphyrinogen III biosynthetic process. The coding region runs from base 1 to 927 and encodes 308 amino acids.
AUGGCAUACGACAAGGUUCCCGUUUUACUACUCAAGACCAAGUCGACCCCUGUCGAUGCCUAUGAAGAGAUAUUCUCCCAGACGUUUGAUGGCAAUGUCUUUGAGCCAAUUUUCGUACCAGUUCUCGAGCAUAGGUUCCUCGACCAUGGAAUGAACCAAGUCAGGACCGUGCUGAAAGAUCAUAAGAUUGGCAAGGGCACAGACUGCAAAUAUGGAGGCAUGAUCUUUACCUCACAGAGAGCCGUUGAGGCGUUUGCUCACCUGGUCACCGAGGGCGCAGGCAGUGGAGGUGCACAAUGGCCAAAUUUACAGGAUAUCCCCGUCUACAGCGUUGGGCCGGCGACGACCCGCGCGCUGAAAGCCAUCCCGCAGGAGCCAGCUCUGAACGUUUAUGGAGAGCAUACGGGUAAUGGCGAAACACUUGCGCCCUUCAUAUUAGAUCAUUACGGGGAGUGGUACAAAGAUAGGGAUACCAAACCGCCAUUACUAUUCCUUACGGGUGAGGUCAGGAGGGAUAUAAUUCCCAAGGUGUUGAUGGAUAGCACGCUGGCGGCAACCCGGCGCAUACAAGUCGACGAGGUGGUCGUGUACGGGACGGGCGUAAUGCACUCGUUCGAAGAUGAAAUGCGCCAGACACUCGACAGGGUGAGGGGCUACCGGAUGCUCUGGGCGGUCGUCUUCUCACCGACGGGCUGCGACAGCAUGCUGCGUGCGCUUGGGUACCUCAAAGACGAUGGCAAGCUGGAAACGGAGGCUGUGGGGCGGCGCAAAGAUUCCGACCACAGGACUUUGGUGGCCACCAUCGGGCCCACGACCAGGGCUCACCUGGCCGACUCGUUCAAAUUCGAGCCGGAUGUCUGCUCAAAGCAUCCCAGUCCAGAUGGUGUUUGGUCUGGCAUUACCAAAUACAUCAGCAAUCUGAGAUAACAAAUGUGUCAUGGAUUUGUGUUGUAAACGUGGUCCUGGAUUUACUGACAGGGCUAGAGCCUAGAGUUGCUUGGCGGCAUGGGGAAAAAAAAAGUCAAUGCCAAGGAAGGUUUUAUUUCUUGUGUUGGUCCGAAACGGAUUUGUUGAUUGCGUGGUCAGUGAACAAUCAUGUUUAUCUUUGUUAUGUGUUAAACGUGCUGUGCGUAUAUGUGUGUUAAUGCGAGUGCUGGCGCAUGCGUGUGCACGAGUCUGUACAUAGUAU